GAAGUCAUUCUGGAUUAAAACUAUCCAAGUUUGAUAUCAGUGAGAACCCAAUGGAUGAAGAAGGAUUCAAUGCUCUCGGUUCUUUAUUGAUAGCAAAUAAUGAGGUUAUUGACCUUGUCAUGCAAAAUUGCCAACUCACGAAAGAAAAACUGGACGCUCUUGGAAGUCACUCAGGAUUAAAGAUUUGCACUCUGGAUAUUCGGUCCAUAACCGGCAUGACAUUUGAUCUAUUUCUCGCAAUAUCUAAGUUUGCAACUGAGAGUGAGGUCAAAGAACUUCUGAUGGACCCAUGGAAAUGGUUCAGCCCAACUACAGAUCAAAUAAUGGAAUUGAGUAAAUGGAAAGUCUGUGGAAAGUUGGAUGUACUGAAGGUCAGCAACAACAAGGAUCUUGGCACUGCUGGUUUUGGUAAAGUUGGAACAGUUGUUUCAAAAUGCCAGGUGAAGGAAUUGAAGUCUCAGAAUUGCAAUCUGACAGCAGAAGGAAUUAAGGCAUUCAAGGAAAACACUCGCAAUGCCAAGUUGAAUAUACUAGAUAUCAGUUUGAACAAGAAUCUUGGCACUGCUGGUUUUGGUGAAGUUGGAUUGGUUGUUUCAAAUUGUGAGGUGAAGAAAUUGCAGGCUCAGGAUUGCAAUCUGACAGCAAAAGCAAUAAGAGCAUUCAAAGAAAACUCUCGUAAUGCCAAGUUGGAAAUACUAGAUAUCAGUUACAACAAGAUUCUUGGCACUUCUGGCUUUGGUGAAGUUGGAUUAAUUGUUUCAAAAUGUCAGGUGAAGGAAUUCAGGGCUUGGGAUUGCAAUCUGACAGCAGAAGGAAUGAAAGCCUUCAAGGAAAACACUAAUAAUGCAAAGUUGGAUAUACUAGAUGUCAGUUGGAAUGAUAAUCUCGGCACUUCAGGCUUUGGUGAAGUUGGAUUAGUUGUUUCAAAAUGUCAGGUGAGGGAAUUAGGGGCUCGGGAUUGCAAUCUGACAGCAGAAGAAAUGAAAGCAUUCAAGGAAAACACUCGUAAUGCAAAGAUCGAUAUCUUAAGCCUGAGUUUUAACAAAGUCAACAAACUAGGAGAUGAAGGAUUAUCUACAAUCAGUGAAAUAGUUCGUAAAUGUCAGGUUCAAACAUUGGAGAUGAAAUACUGCAACUUCAACUCUGAUCAGUUGGAAAGAUUCAAAGCACUGAUCGAUGAUACUGGGGUUGAGUUCCGUCACUAGUCACAGACGCCGUAUCCGAGGAUGAUUUUAUUGGAAUAUUUGAUUUAAAAUUAUAUUAGUUCCACAUUUCUUCAGUUUGUCUGUCUGAGAUAAUCACUUUUCGUUUUGUUUCAAAAUUUUCGAGCAAUUUGUUUUUAAGCAAGGAUGGUCCGUGUAUCGCAUCAUGUCUUAUGGAAAUUACUUUUGAUCCUGGAUUUUCAUUUAUUUCAUCAAAUAUUUCAGUCAGAGAUAAGGAAUAAUUAACUAGUUGCGUACAAUAAACAAUGGAAUAACUGUUAUCCACAACCUGGCUAUUUGACCAGACAUUUUUUGCCCACGGAUUGCCGUGUUAGACUAUUAAUGCUUUUAUAUUUUCGUAAGUAUGAAAAUACGAAUUAAAAAUAAAUUAUCGGGCAUUUUACCACUAUUUUUAUGUCAACAGAUGGUCAUGUAAUUUUAGAGUAGUAAGCUGGCUAAUGCUUUUAUUUUUAACCAUGAGUUAUGUUGAAAAGAGCUAAAUUAAUACGGCAAGGCAUUUUAAAUGCUGGUAUCGGUCAUGGAUUUGAAUAUUUUGCCCAACAGAAAAUCAACUUAAUAAAAAGUUGAUACUUUCAAAUAUUUGCCAAAAAGCGGAAAAAGUAUGAAUUAUAUUUUCAAUAAAUCAACUUGUUUUUUCCGACUUGCGACAAUUUUUUGGGUAUCGUAACAAUUGCAGCUUUACAUAAUUUUCAAAUUUUCGACGUAAUGCAAAUGAAUGCGUAACUAAAACACUGUUGCUGAAGAGGCAACUAGCAAAAAUAAUAAAAUACCAUUGGGCGCUAAACAUGGAGUAGCAACCGAAUGCUGGGUGUACGCUUGACAUUAUAUAUUUACCAAUGCCUAUAAAAUACUUUAAUAGAUGGAACCAUUUUUGAACAAAGAUGUAACAUCUCUUCCUCAAGGCUGGUUUCAAGCCGAUUUGGCCGCUUUUAUCAAAUUGGGCCCCGCACCCUGCGCUAGUCUUUUUCUGUAUUAUUUAUCUGUAUUAUGAGGUACAAAAUACUGCUGAAAAUGUAAAAUAUAAAGUGAAAUAAUUUUUCUCAUAAUCUUAAUUUGUUAUGCAUGGUAAAUU
Molecule: messenger RNA, 2295 nt
Organism: Styela clava
Lineage: Eukaryota; Metazoa; Chordata; Ascidiacea; Stolidobranchia; Styelidae
Source: RefSeq, a predicted model, not a curated record